AUGGUGCAAACUGCACGGUGGGCGGGGACGCCCUCGAUUAAGGGGAAGUCCGAGUCGACGCGCAUGGCGCUGUUGACGUUCAGUUUGGUCGGAUUGCAAUUCACUUGGGGCACAGAGAUGACUUAUUGUACGCCGUAUCUUCUUCAACUUGGCCUGACGAAAUCGAAGACUUCGCUGGUUUGGAUCGCGGGCCCUUUGUCUGGUCUGAUUAUCCAGCCACUUAUUGGCGUGAUUGCGGAUCGGUCACGGUCAAAAUGGGGGAGACGGAGACCCUUUAUGAUCUUUGGGUCGUUCGUGGUGGCUUUUUGCUUGAUCAUCCUGGGAUGGACUGCUGAAAUUGUUGGCAUGUUCGUGAAAGAACCAGAGAAGGCCAAAAACGUUACUAUCGCGUUGGCGGUCUCGAGUAUCUACGCGGUCGACUUUUCGAUCAACGUUGUACAAGCAUGCUGCCGCAGUCUCAUCGUGGAUACAUUGCCGAUUCCUUUACAACAAGCGGGAUCUGCCUGGGCUGGUCGGAUGUCUGCCAUUGGUCAGUUGAUUGCCUAUGUAGUUGGCGCGGUCGACACAGUGAGCAUUUUUGGAAGCUUGCUGGGCGACACCCAGUUUAAGCAAAUGACGGUGAUUGCGGCCAUGUCAUUGAUCUUUGCCGUCGCGGUUACUUCAUAUUCUGUGAAGGAGCGAGUUCUGAUCUCCGCAAGAGAUUCCGAUGGGAAAGCGGGCGCCAUCCAGGUGAUCCAGCAGCUGUUCAAAUCGACGAUGGAACUCCCGCCGCGCAUCCAGGCAAUUUGCUGGGCCCAGUUUUGGGCGUGGAUUGGAUGGUUCCCGUUUCUUUUCUACAGCACCACCUGGGUCGGCGAGACCUACUUUCGAUAUGAGGUGCCGAAAGAUGAACUGUCUAAGACGACCGAUAUGCUGGGCGAAGUCGGCCGAGUUGGUAGUUUGUCACUGACUGUCUUCUCAUCGAUUACCUUCUUGAGCUCAGUUCUGCUUCCGUUCUGCGUGCAACCACCUGACACGAAACGAUCGCGCUUCACACCUCGCCCACCUCCCGGCGUGGCGGCCGUACUGAAGGCUAUCACUGCGAUUCGACCGGACCUGCAAACGGCCUGGCUGAUCUCUCAGAUCAUGUUUGCCGCGACCAUGAUCUUCGCUCCCCUCGCACAUUCGCGCGGGUUCGCGACUUUCCUCGUUGCCGUGUGUGGUAUUCCCUGGGCCAUCAGCGGCUGGGCUCCAUUCGCAUUUAUGGGAGUGGAGAUCAACAAGCUGACGAUGAACGGCAACAAUGCUGCGGCCAUGGCAGCUCAAACCGCCCGCGCUGGUGGUGUGACUAUGAUUACCUCCGCCAGUAUGCGUGCUAGUGCACCAGACACUGAACUCGAAGUCCUGCGAUUGAACCAUAACGACUCCGACAGCGAUGCAGAUGAGGAGGAUCCAUCUUCCAACAUCCCAUCGACUGGCGAGCUGGCUGGGAUUUAUCUGGGUGUACUCAACGUAUACACCACACUCCCGCAAUUCGUUGGUACCUUCAUCAGCUGGAUCGUCUUCACACUUUUGGAGCCGGGCACCAAACCCAACAAGGACAGUGAUGCGACAGACACCCAGUGGAUGAAUCUGGACAAAGACAAGCCCAACGCCAUUUCCAUUUGCCUAUUUCUCGGCGCAAUCAGUGCACUCGUGGCAGCCGAGGCGACUCGGCGACUGCGAUAUGUCCGAUGA
Molecule: messenger RNA, 1716 nt
Organism: Penicillium argentinense
Lineage: Eukaryota; Fungi; Ascomycota; Eurotiomycetes; Eurotiales; Aspergillaceae
Product: putative sucrose transporter
Exons: 7
Coding region: 1-1716 (571 amino acids)
Cellular component (GO): membrane
Molecular function (GO): sucrose:proton symporter activity
Source: RefSeq, a predicted model, not a curated record